This is a messenger RNA of Myotis davidii, 2347 nucleotides long. It is a transcript of the gene ENDOU, whose product is annotated as endonuclease, poly(U) specific. The coding region runs from base 97 to 1350 and encodes 417 amino acids. Gene Ontology annotation, biological process: immune response. NCBI's taxonomy places the organism in Eukaryota, Metazoa, Chordata, Mammalia, Chiroptera, Vespertilionidae. The transcript is spliced from 10 exons. The record is from RefSeq and is a predicted model, not a curated record. Gene Ontology annotation, molecular function: RNA endonuclease activity; scavenger receptor activity; polysaccharide binding.
GCUUGGGAAAUAAGGCGCACUUGAGAGCUGUGACGUUCAUCUUGACUCUCGUGGAAGUCCGACAGCCAAUCCCAUUUUGGCCUCCAACUGGGCACCAUGAAGGCCUGUGUCCCCCUGAUAUUGGCCAUGCUGUGCGGCCUGGCCUGGGCAGGAAAAAUGGAGUCAUGCGCAUCGCGCUGUAAUGAGAAAUUUAACCGCGAUGCUGCCUGCCAGUGUGACCGCCAGUGUCCCUGGUACUGGGACUGCUGUGACGACUACCAGCACCUGUGUACUGUUGAAGAAGACCCCAGAGAGCCAGAGCCGUUCCUGGAGCUGGAGGAAGAGAUGGAGGAAGAGAUGGAGGAGGCCCCGGCUAGCAACCUGUACUCAGCGCCCGAUUCCUGCCGGGGCCGCUGCCAUGAGUCCUUCGACAGACACCACCCAUGCCACUGCAAUGCCCGCUGCCCAGAGUUUGGGAACUGCUGCGAGGAUUUUGAGAGCCAGUGCGGCCACGAGGGCUUCUCCCACAGCAGUGACGCCAUAACCACGGAGGAGCUGAAGGCCAUCUCUGAGAAGAUCUACAGGGCGGACACCAACAAAGCACAGAAGGAAGACAUCAUCCUCAACAGCCAAAAUGCCAUCUCGCCCUCUGAGACCAGAGACCAAGUGGACCACUGCCCGGAGCCGCUCUUCACAUAUGUCAACGAAAAACUGUUCUCCAAGCCGACCUACGCAGCCUUCAUCAACCUCCUCAACAACUACCAGCGGGCGACGGGCCAGGGGGAGCACUUCAGCGCCCAGCAGCUGGCUGAGCAGGACACCUUCCUCAGAGAGGUCAUGAAAACGGCUGUCAUGAAGGAACUCUAUAGCUUCCUCCAUCAUCAGAACCGCUACAGCUCUGAACAGGAGUUUGUCAAUGACUUGAAGAACAUGUGGUUUGGGCUCUAUUCAAGAGGCAAUGAAGAGGGGGACUCAAGUGGCUUUGAACACGUCUUCUCAGGUGAAAUAAAAAAAGGCAAGGUCACUGGCUUCCAUAACUGGAUCCGCUUCUACAUGCAAGAGAAGGAGGGCCUGGUUGACUAUUACAGUCACAUCUAUGAUGGGCCUUGGGAGUCUUACCCUGACGUGCUGGCCAUGCAGUUCAACUGGGACGGCUACUAUAAGGAAGUGGGCUCGGCCUUCAUCGGCAGCAGCCCCGAGUUUGAGUUUGCGCUCUACUCCCUGUGCUUCAUCGCCAGGCCAGGCAAAACGUGCCAGUUAAGCCUGGGUGGCUAUCCCUUGGCCAUCCAGACCUACACCUGGGACAAGUCCACCUACGGAAAUGGCAAGAAGUACAUCGCCACAGCCUACGUGGUGUCUUCAACCCGAUAGAGCUUGGAGCCAGAAAGGGGCAUGAGGGCAGCGAGAGCUUUGGCGGGACGAAGAUGCUAUCCGCUCUGGGCUGGAGGGGGCAUGGAGGAGACUGGGAGGGAUUCCCAAAUCCAGACAUGUCCAUAUGGGAAAGAGAGAAAAGAUACAAAUUAGAAAAAUGCAGGGGAACAGUCAAGUCUUUGUCCUCCAGCAUUUUGCCCCCACACAGAAGGUGGGGCCCUCCAUAGCUCGUUGCCCUGACGGAAGUUGGAACUGUGAAUAAGUCCUUGACCUCUCCAGGCCUCAGGUUUCCUUUUAAUGUCAGGGAGGGGGUUUGCCCCCUCUCCUCUUUUUGGGGUUGGGGUGAGGGCAAACCUGAUGAAUUAUUACUGUGAAAGUGUUAUCAAUUGUUCUUAGGAAGAACAGCUGACAGAAAUUCAAAAUUACUAUAAUGGCUGUUAUUGUACACAGCUCUGCAAACAGCAGUUCAGCCCUAUGUUGGGGCCUCCAAGAAAUCAGGCCAUGGCAAUCAAGCAUGGGUAUUUGGUCUUUUCUAGGGUUGCACCCUCUCAGAGCAGGGUCUGGGAGAACUCCAAUGCUAGACAGAGAGGAUCAUGGAUUGACACAGUGAGUGGGCCGGCAGGGAGAGGACUUCUCCAGGCCCGGAGGGUUUUGCAGCCAGCUCAGUAACUGCAUCAGAAUGUUCCUGCUGGUAGCUAUUUAGUGCAGUUACAGAGCUGUAUUUUGAUUCCAAAUAACCUGUGAAAGAGUUCCCCCAUCGGAGGAUUUUGCAUCAGAAGAAGAAAGGAGCCUAUAGCUUGGUGUCAUUAACAAUUAUUGUAAGGCUUAAGCAGCAACAAACUCUAGAAGGGAAGACCAGGGAGCCUGCAUUUCAACCUCAAUUAUGCAUUUCUCCCCUAACGCCACUGAGUACCAGAUGCUGUUCCACAGAGCCAGGCUUGAACGACAGUUUAGAGGGUUUGAGUCUCCAAUUAAAGUCAUUUAAGAAAAUUUGAAA